CAAGAGCAGUACGUGAGACGGUGGCGGGAGUCGUUGCAGUUCCAAUAUCGAUUUUUUCACAGUUGAUAAACUUGUAGGUCGUGCCGCUCGUGGCCCAUUAAGUUCGAACGCGCUUUUAGUAAGCUCAGGUAUUUCGGACUCGGAGCAGAGACCAGCAGUGCUGCGUAGUGCAUGCUCUGUAGCGCUACAGUCCCAAGUUGCCAUGGUUUUGGCGCACUGUUUGAGUGUUUGACAGCAUCUUUUCGCGGGGCUUUCCCCACGACCUCCCGUUGCAAUUAAGCUAAUUGCUGCGAAGGCUUGGUACUAAUUCCUCCGCUUCGUUAUCUCCCAGACUUUCUGUUCGGCCCCCAAAGAAUGUGCGCGUCCUGCGUCCGGGCGGACUGAAGAGGCAUGAUUCCUGGAGGCGGAGUUCCAAAUGGAGCCCGAGGUGCGGAACCCCUCCAGUGGGGUCAGAAGGUGUCCUCCGGCUCGGAAGAAAUGGUCACCCUCACCAAAGCCCAGCUCCAGAAAUUGCUGAGAGCGCUUGGAGCCAAUGAGCCGGAGACCAACCCCAAUGGAACGGUUGCAACGAUUUCCUCUUCGAACAAUGGUCUGCCAGUUUCUGGUGACGACUGCUUGCCAAACUGGGCACGGCGCAACAGCACGACGACACCCCAAGCUCCGAUGGGGCCAGCCGGUGCAUCCCAGCCGCUGGCCACGUUUCCUCGGCGGCUGUCUUCCUCCCACCCUGAGCUGGGCUCCAGCAGGGGUGGCCGGCCCCUGUCCAUGCUGGAGCAGAAGCAGCGGCAGUGGGAGAAGGAGCGAGCUGAGAUGCAAGACUGGGACCCCUGGGGGCGACCCGGGGCUGGAGCUCCACGUUGUCAGCUGGUGGCUACUGUGCCUCCCUCCCGCACUGAUGUACAGGUGCUCAGAGUCCAAGGCACGGCGGCAUCGUCCAACGGGCCCUACCAAUCGAGGGCACCCUCGCCCCCAGUGUUGCCUCACCUGCUUCCACCGGGAAACGUCAGUCCCGCCUUUGUGCGCAGGGAACCACCCUAUCUGAAGAGCAACCUGCCCCUGGGACCAUCAUACGACUCCCACGGCGAGGAAAAGGAUGACGUAAAACGGCGUUGGUUGCAGGAGCUGGAUAGUCAGAGGGAUGAAAACCACAGGAGACGUGCGGUGGAAAACCAGCGAUCUUCCAUCAGCAAUGGGUCCUGCUGGGCUGACAACGAGUCUGUUGGGUCGGAGAGAGCGCAGAGGGCUGAGGAUUGCGGUGAUAGCGUGUGGUCCUAUGCACGAGCCCAAGCUUCGCGCGGAACUCAUGAAGCCAAGGGGCCUCGUGCUGAUGAGCGCAAGCAGAGGGCAAUGGAGUAUCAGAGAGCCAUCCAGGCGCAGAUGGAGGAGAAGCAGAGGAAGCUGCAGGCAGAGAAGAUUGCCCGUCUGCAGGAGGAGAGGGAGCAGGAGCGCCGCCUGGAGGAAGAGAGGCGAAGGCUCGAGGAGCAAUACCAGGAGGAGCAGCAGAGGAUUAGGGAGAAGAAGGAACGGGAAGAGAGGACGCGCCUGGUGCUGAUUGCCAAGAUGCAGCAGGCGGAGGCCGAGGCGGAGGCCGUCCGCAAAGCCAAGAGGAACCUCAAGUUGCAGCGGACUGCAUCUGUAGCACCGGCCGAGCCCCAAGUGCCUCAGUUUGGCAGCGACCCCAGUGGGCAAGGGCCUUCAGUGUCCACCGAGAGGGUUCCUUCCGGCAUCGAGAACUUUGCCGCCGCUAGCGGUGAACACACGGAAAUUGCCAAAGGCGACCCGAGAGUGCAGCCAAAGCAGCAGCAAGAACUUGCAUCCCCGACAGCCAUGGUUCGGCCCACGCGCAAUGACGACAAGUCGGAGGCUAGGUCGCAGCCGCAGCGCGAGAUCUCGAGCCAGACCGAAGGCAGCAUUCCUGUGUCUGCUGCCUCGAGCCGGACUUCCCCGUUUCCAUCGUACCGUGGGCCGAGUCCUUACGUCGAAGACCGCGUGCUGACUCCGACCAAGGUUCGGAUCGCUCACAGGGCACGUUGGCCCCUGACGGUCCCGAGCAGGGAGUUUGGGAUACAGACGGACAUCUCACUUCCCUGUGGCUGGAGUGGCUGCGGACCUUCCCGGGAACUCGUUGCCAGCAUGCAGGACCCGGUCCAGGACUCUCCAGGGUGCCACGGAAGGCGGGUGCAGCACAGCCGACCAAUGAAAGCCAUCCACAAGGAACUGCUUGCCCCUUCAGGCUACGCACCUAUGACCAACUUUCACGCAGACCGCAAGUUACCGCCUAGAAUUCCGCUGACGAGGGCAGCCAACAGCAGAGGCAGCCCAGAGAGGGCGGGCGUUGGCCGCAACUUCGCCUCCCAGCAACUCGAGAAGCUGCAAGAGUUCCGCAGGCAGCAGUGGGAGAGGGAUCCAGGCUCACGAAGGUCGAGGGUCACCCCACGUGCUGCCAGGGAAGGCAACACCGGAACCCUGCUGCGUGCUGGGAAAGGAGCCAUGGCCACUCGUGGAGCAGAAAAUGGCCGUGCAAGAGAACCCACCAAGGUGCCCUCUCGCGAGCCAAGCUGCUUUGACGAAGAGUCUCAACACGACCCGAACACGACGACUCAGAGCGAUGACGAGGACAGCAACGACCCAACGCUCCUGGCUUCCCCAGCGUGCCACUCCCUGAGGUCUCCUCCCGUUCCGGCACUGCGCAAAAAGGUUGACUUCCCGUCGCCACAGGGUCGCGCAAACCUCGCAUUGCUGGGGUCCCCUCCGCCCACGCGGAAGCGGUGGCGCAGCCAGGAGGUCUACAUUCCCCGGCAGUCCUUCGGGGACUCCUCGACGUCUCAGGGGGAGGACUGGAUGUCUUCACCGGGCCGGCGUGACGAAAGCAGAGUGCGGCCCGCUGCGGCAGAACGCCAUCGCUCUGUGAGUGUGACCGGAUGCGGAAGGGUCCGCAACACCUCCCCGUCUCCAGUCAGGCAGGGUCCGCGGAGCUCCUCCCAGGAUCCCUUGGUGCACCCGGAGAUUGUCACGGGCCGUCCAACUCCGAGACAAGACAAGAUCUUGCAGCAGUUGUCUUCACUGAGGCAGGGUUUGCUCAUCAAGCAACGCGAGAUGGAGAACAACUUGCUGAAAUCCAAGACCUAAGGGCUUUGCCAUGCAUUGUUGUUUAUUAAGCGACUGACCAAGUGUUCUGUGUUGCUUUGUCUAUUUAUGUGCUCAUUGUAGUUUCUCUUCAAUGCAUACCUGACACCUGAAGAUACUCAUACAUUUCUGAGAUCAGCACAGUUUUUAUUCUGAGAAUUGGGGAUUCCAAAAAAAAUAUUGAGGCUUUUUCCCAUGCUGGGGGCUUCUCACGCCUGCACUGUUUGUGCAGCAUUGUUGCAUGCACUCUUAUAUAAUGAUGCAGUUGCAUGUGUUAAAGGGACCAACUUGUUGCAGUUUUUAUAGAGGGUGUUUUUUUUAUCAGUAGUAGGGGCAGCUGUUUCAUAGAUUUGCAGACGUUCAAUGCGAGGUUAACUAUCACCACCAGUUUAAUAAUUAACUCGAACUGAUUCAAUCAAUUUUUUAUUUACUGGUCUUGGGAUUAAUGUUUUAUAUAUAAUUUCUGGUUUGCAGGUAGCCAUUACUAGAGGCUGAAGCAACUUUCUAAAUUUGCAGAAAGGCAAUGUGAUUUGAGUCAAUUUCCAAAGAAAGGCAGUGGGCUAAAAACAGUUAGUGUUUGUUUUUAGGCCGUUUAAUUUUCAGUAUGGGUGCAAAAAGUGUGCUGAAAGUCCCAUCCAUGAUGGUGCAUAGAACAAUGACACUCAACACCAACUGAGGAAAACCUUUUUGCUAGUUUCAUGUCUGUUACAUGCUGCUGAUUUAAUCAAAUGUGAAAAAUUAUCCACAGCAUUGCACUUUUUAGUCACGAUUGGUGUAAUCUGAGCUAGUUGGUUACUCAUUAUGAAAAAACCAGCUGAACUAAGGAAAAGGUAGAGAUAG
Molecule: messenger RNA, 3966 nt
Organism: Ixodes scapularis (black-legged tick)
Lineage: Eukaryota; Metazoa; Arthropoda; Arachnida; Ixodida; Ixodidae
Product: zinc finger CCCH domain-containing protein 18
Exons: 15
Coding region: 391-3129 (912 amino acids)
Biological process (GO): cilium assembly
Cellular component (GO): microtubule; cilium
Molecular function (GO): microtubule binding
Source: RefSeq, a predicted model, not a curated record